CCUCCUUUGCCUUUGAAUGUUAGGUACCACUCUAUUUAUAUUUCACUCAUUUUGUAACAUUCAACUUCUUUAAUACAAGCAUCAUUUACUUUACAUACUCCUUCAUCAAUCGUUAAUCUCUUCUCAAUUCUACGAUAAUCAUGGGAAACGAUGUAAUAGUGGAUGAUAUUGCUUUUGCUCCUCAAGUUACAUUAACCAAAUCGCUACCCCUCUUGGGUUAUGGGUGCACAGAACUUGAAAUCCACUUCCUGCAAAUAAAGUUCACAGCAAUUGGAGUGUACAUGGAGAGGGAAGUGGUACAACACUUGCAGAAAUGGAAGGGUAAAUCAGGAAAAGAGCUCGCCGAUGAUGAUGAUUUCUUUGAUGCUCUUACUGCUGCCCCUGUGGAAACAGUAAUUAAAGCUGUGGUGAUCAAAGAAAUUAAGGCUUCACAAUUAGGCACACAGCUGGAGGGUUCAGUAAGGGACCGAUUGGCAGCUGCAGACAAGUAUGAAGAAGAGGAAGAAGCUGCACUUGAGAAGGUUGCCGAGUUCUUCCCCACCAAAUACCUUAAGAAAGACUCUUUCUUCACUUUCAGCUUCUUUGCUUCAGGCACAGCUCAGAUAACUAUCACCACGGAUGAGAAAGAAGAAACAACGACAGCCGUGGAGAACAAAAAUGUGGUGGAGAUGAUAAAGAAAUGGUAUUUAGGUGGAAGCAGGUCAGUGACUCCUUCGACUAUAGAGUGCUUGUGUAACAACCUCUCAGCCGAGUUAUCCAACUGAAUGUAAUGUAAUGCAAAUGAGUGUAAAAGGAUCCUAUUCAGAUUGUGCCCUGUUUUUAAUCUCUGCUAAUAAUACAUGUCCAUGUCCUCUUUGGUAAUAAUAGAGUGAUCUUUCGUUUUUAUCA
This is a messenger RNA of Spinacia oleracea (spinach), 888 nucleotides long. Its product is annotated as chalcone isomerase-like protein 2. Gene Ontology annotation, molecular function: intramolecular lyase activity. The transcript is spliced from 5 exons. The record is from RefSeq and is a predicted model, not a curated record. The coding region runs from base 141 to 764 and encodes 207 amino acids. NCBI's taxonomy places the organism in Eukaryota, Viridiplantae, Streptophyta, Magnoliopsida, Caryophyllales, Amaranthaceae.